Molecule: messenger RNA, 1074 nt
Organism: Pimephales promelas (fathead minnow)
Lineage: Eukaryota; Metazoa; Chordata; Actinopteri; Cypriniformes; Leuciscidae
Source: RefSeq, a predicted model, not a curated record
AUGUGGGAUCUUUCAUUGGUCCUAGAGCUCCUGAAAGCGUUUCUUGAGUUUGGGCCAAAUAACUUCAACAGUGCCGCCACUCCCACCACGCGCAUCACGCACUUCAGUGAAGCUCCUACAGCCGUUCAUGAGAGUUUAAAUGCUGGGGAAUAUUCCCAUCUUCCCACAGGAGAAGAAGCAAGCAGGAGGAAUUACUCCAGGAGAAACUACGGACAUACUAUUGUAAAGAUGGAGAUUAAGGAAGAACCCUGCAGAAUAAAAGAUGAAGAUACAGAGGAACAAAUAGAAACAAGCUGGAAAAUCAAAGGAUCUUUAACCUGUUCUGAGUGUGGAAAGAGUUUUGUAUGUAAAUCAACCCUGAACAAACACAUGAUGAUUCACAUUGGAGAAAAGCCUUUUACAUGCACUCAGUGUGGAAAGGGAUUCAUUCGCAAAGGACACCUAAAUAAUCGCAUGGUGAUUCACACUGGAGAAAAACCAUUCACAUGCUCUCAGUGUGGAAAGAGUUUCACUCGCAAAAACUCUCUCAACAGACACACGAUUAUUCACACUGGAAAAAAGCUGUUCACAUGCUCUCACUGUGGAAAGAGUUUCACUCAAAAAAGUCAUCUCAAAGAUCAUCUGCUCCGUCACUCUGGAGUGAGAUCAUUCAGCUGUGAUCAGUGUGAUAAAACAUUUGUUGUGGAAUCAGGCUUAAAAAAACACCUUAAUGUUCAUUUUGCUGGGAAGCCUCACUUUUGUUCAUUUUGUGGAAAGAGUUUUUCACGAAUGGAACAUUUAAAAGAGCAUGAGCGUAUUCAUACUGGUGUGAGACCGUAUGUGUGCUUUGACUGUGGAAAGACCUUCACUUCAUCCAGCCACUUAAAAAGACACCAGAGAAUUCAUACUGGAGAGAAACCAUACAAGUGUUCACAUUGUGAAAAGAGUUUCUCUCGGUCAGGAAACCUCAAAGUUCAUGAGACGGUUCAUACUGGAGAGAAGCUGCACCAGUGCUCUUCAUGUGGGAAGAGUUUCACCAUAUUGUCUAAUCUACAGCGACAUAAGAAAAAGAAUUGUCCGAAUGUGUCUAACUAA